GUCUGAUAUGCGUGGGUUGUAAAUAGCUACACAAUUACAAAUAAGCCCCUCUUGCUUAGUUUGUGGCAGAGAAACCAAGAAACAUUGAGACUGGUGGUAGAAGGCUAUACUGUCAAGCCCUUUCCAUCCCCAGACUGGAAAGAUUUUCUCCAAUGUUUGACCAUUAAAACACUGAAGAGAAAAACUAGAGUCACUGACGAGCAGCUUGAUACGAGAAUAGAAGAAACUGACCUUCCCAAAUUAUCGUUAUAUUUCGAUAACACCCAUGACGGCUAUCUUGAGAAGCUGGGCCUGUCAUCUGGACAGCAACUGAUGUGAAGAGUCAUGCAUACGUACACGGCACUCAGGCUGGAAUGUUGCUGGCUCUGAAAUACUGGCUGGACAGAGUUCUUGCCGAAGGCACAUUCAGAGCUCUGCUACUUAUCCUAAUCUCCCUGGACAAAGGAGACGUUGCUAUCAAGGUGGCACAGUACUUGUCAGCCAAAAGUGAUGAUCGAAUUAUUACCAACCUAAUCGCAAAAAUCAAUACUCUGGAGACUACGUUCCAAGAGCUGACAAAAGAAGCCCUCAAACGACUCAAGCAAUCUGGUGUUAGCGUCGACGAUUUCUAUGCUAGCAUAACAAACAUGAAACAAUCGCUGAAAUAUCUCUCUGGAAAAUACGUUCGGGAAUGCUUCAAGAAAGUGCAAACGCUAGCAAAGAUUUGGGGCGAGCUGAAUCAUUUUUGGGAUUUCUUGAACUAUGAGCUUUUCCAACAUGUUGUUCGAGUCAUGUUCACUGAAGCAGGCAAUCCUUUACUGAGCCAACUAGCCGAGUAUGAGAGUGAUAUGGAUGGAUUCUUGUCUUUAACAAAACUUUGUGAUUACUUCAAAGUGUGGCCGUGUACCAUUGAUAAUCCCCAAGCAAAGGAAGUCAGGGAACUAAAGAAAGUUGUAUUGAGGGUGAAUAAAAACUGGGACGAUUGCACACUACGUGACAUUAAGAACAUCUCCAGUACUUUUGCUCAAGGGUUCUUCUUGCCACGUGAAUUCUUGCUAGUAGCUGGUAUUGGUAAAAGCAGUGUGUCCAUCCUCUGGUCCGUCCCUCCUUCUCUGGCCAACUCAAUAGAGGAAAAGGUGAAACAAGGAAAGGAGCACUUCUUAGCAGACAAUGGCUUUCUAUCCAUCACCAUCGAUGGUGUCCAGGUCUACCCUCUUACUCCAAUAAAACAGGCCUCUCUACAACUGAUGAGAAUGUACACGUUAACAAAUAAACCCAAAAACCUUCUGCAUCCUUACAAACUAGCUCAAAUUACAAAAGAAGAAUUCCAAGGUUAUGAUGCAUAUACAAAGCGCACACUGCAAGGAGAUAAAGAUGACAUUCACUACGAUAAAUCACCAACAACUCUCAGCACUCUUGGCCAUCUUCCCGAUGACUCCCCUGCUCGACUGGUCCUAGUGGAGGGAGCUCCUGGUGUGGGCAAAAUAACAUUCAGUCUCGAGGCUUGUAUCAAGUGGGCCAAUAAAGAGCUGCUUAAAGACACUGCGAUACUCUUCUUGCUGCCAUUGAGAGACCGUAACGUUCAGAACAUAAACAAUAUCGACGAAUUAGUAGCCCUCAUCAUUAAUUCUAGAGACAAGUCACUAGUGGAAGAGCUGGAAGCCAACAAAGGUGCUGGUACUGCCUUCUGGUUGGACGGCUGGGAUGAGAUUGCCUCCACCCUUCAUGGUCAAUCAUCCUUCUUUGAUGAUCUAGUGUCUGGAGAAAUCCUACCCAAAGCUAGAGUGAUUGUGACAAGUCGACCCUGGGCCACUGAAAACAUCAAGAAACGACAACCCUCACAGCACAUUGAGAUUGUAGCGUCUGUCCAAGACCAGAUGGAUUGGGUGAUAGAGCUGAAGAAACAAUCUCCACCAAAGACUUCUACCCUCCUAGACCAGUUCUUGAAAUAUUUGGAUGAGACCCCUGCUAUCAAAGGCCACAUGCACACCCCCUUAGCUACCAGCAUCACCUUGUUGGUCUACCAGUGGUGCCAAGAGUCAAGCUUUGCCUUACCAACAAUGGUGACCCAGCUGUACACCGCCUACACUUGCUUCUGUAUUCAUGGGUACCUGGACAAGCACCCUCACUUUGAGCCCAAGCUAUGGAAAACCAAUAACUUUAGCGAUCUCUCCCAGCCUUUGAAAUCGUUCUUCUAUAGCCUUUCUCAACUUGGUUUGCGUGGCCUACUCAAUAAUGUACCACGACUGGUUUUCCCUGAUCUUCCCGAUCAUCUCAGACUGGAGACUUUGGGACUGAUGCAGACAGUGGACCCUCUAUACACCAAUGAGAAGUCUGCUGUAGUUAGCUAUCACUUCAACCACCUCACACUCCAAGAAUAUCUAGCUGCAUUUUCGCUCUCACAGAUGAGCGAUGAAGAAAGAAGUGCGAUUAAUCAGAGGCGUGUCAAUGAUGGCCACUUCACUGAGGUCCUGAGGUUUCUCAGUGGACUAACCAAAUCCUCUCCCAUCCUCAGAGAUCACAUGAGGAGAAUGCUCAAUUCAUUGAAAGACAAAGACAUAUUGACCGUCUUUCACUGGCUGUUUGUGGGAGGUGACAAAACUUCCAUUGCUGAAGUUCUUGGAGAGAGUAGAAUCACAGUUCACUCAACCUAUUCCUGGUCUGCUCUUGACUAUUUUGUGACUGGCUACUGCAUUGCUCGAUCCAACUGUGCAUGGGAUAUUGAUUUCAACCGCUCAUACAUGGGAGAUGAGAAGAUGACUCCAUUCUUUCAAGCACUGUGCAGUGUCGAUGGAGAGCAGGGAAAUGCUUCCAUCACAUCAAUAGAUUUUAGCUUGAAUGAUCUCACCUCACAAAGCCUCCAAUACAUGCAUGACAUUCCUGGCUGCUCACGUAUUACAUCACCUGAAAACCCUGGAUGUAUCCUACAACAAUCUUGAUGGUACUGCUGUUGACAACAUUUCCCAGACCGUCCCUCAGAGUCACAUGCCUCAACUGGAAGAGCUUGAUCUGAGCGGCAAUCGUAACAUCAAUAGAGCUGCAUCUCUUGUAUCAGCCCUCUGUGACCACACAAGUUUGAAGAAGCUGAAUUUAUCUCGGACAAAUAUCACUAAAGAAGAUUGUCAACAAUUAGCUCGACUGAUGUGUUCUAGUCAGUAUCUUGAAUCGUUGGAUGUCAGUGACAACUCUCUCUCCUCUGACAGUGUCCACAUUCUGUUCAGUGGACUACAGCAAAAUAGCUCUCUGGAUAUCGGGCUAAAAGACAAACUUAUUCGAAACUGUUCACUAAAGAAACUGAAUUUGUCUGGCAAUCUACUAGGAGACAGUGAAGUAACUUAUCUCGGUAAAGAACUAGAAACAAACAAAACAAUCACUAAACUAGAAUUACAAAGCUGUUCCAUGACUACCAUUGGAGGAGCAGCACUGGCCUCAUCUCUGAUGAUCAACUCAACAAUAGAGGUGCUGGACAUUAGCCGCAAUUCUUUAGGAGGAGAAGCCAUUCAAAAGUUUUCAGAGCUAUUACAACGUAACAAGACACUCAAGAGUCUAUUUAUUUACGAUGAUAACUCAUUAACUCAAUCGGAUAUCGAUACCCUCCUCAACAGUGCAACAGA
This is a messenger RNA of Halichondria panicea, 3593 nucleotides long. RefSeq lists its product as uncharacterized. Lineage: Eukaryota; Metazoa; Porifera; Demospongiae; Suberitida; Halichondriidae. The record is from RefSeq and is a predicted model, not a curated record. The transcript is spliced from 3 exons. Bases 354 to 2918 code for a protein of 854 amino acids.